AUGAUCCAUUUAUCUUUCAGGAAUGCUUUUUUCGAUGUUAAACAAGACAGUCGUCGGAUUGAUGGCACUAGCCCAUGCAGCGAAUGUAAGAUCCACGAUUAUAUUCUUGUCAAAUUCGUGAGCAGUGAAAGUAUGCAAAGAUUUGUCCUUUUGAUGUGGUGCUGUGGCCUGGGUACGGUUAUGUGGAUUAUCUUACCAGAAUUUCUGUCGGUUAUAUUAAUUUCCGUAAAAAUAUUCUUCACUCUGUGGAUAACUGUCCUGAGUGACGCAAAGACAAACGUACCUGCCAUAUCUGUGGGUAUAUGUGGUAGAGUUACUUUUGCUACUAUCCGUUAUAUACAUUACCAUUUUGGCUCUAUAAAGAUUGCUGUCAUAUAUGCUCCUGCAACAGUAUCACGACCCCGAGCCUUUUUCACUUCUAUUCUUCAAUUGACACAAUUUGGCCAACCUGCCCCUUCAUCUCGUUUCCUCGUCCUUAAACAUUUCUACUAUACUUACACCUCUACUUCUUCACACCCUUGUCAUACAUCUCUACCGUGGUUGCACCACGUUCAAGAAACCUCAAUUGAUUGUGUCACUGAUGAAGCUCAUACCGAAAGAGGUUUAUGGCGUGCUGACUCUCGACUGAAAAUACCCUCAUAUUUCCAAGAACGCUUCUCUGUGUCUUUACAAGGUAUCUUGCCCAGUUUGACUCAAUUACCUUACCCUUAA
Molecule: messenger RNA, 711 nt
Organism: Phycomyces blakesleeanus NRRL 1555(-)
Lineage: Eukaryota; Fungi; Mucoromycota; Mucoromycetes; Mucorales; Phycomycetaceae
Exons: 4
Coding region: 1-711 (236 amino acids)
Source: RefSeq, a predicted model, not a curated record